Molecule: messenger RNA, 2595 nt
Organism: Sorghum bicolor (sorghum)
Lineage: Eukaryota; Viridiplantae; Streptophyta; Magnoliopsida; Poales; Poaceae
Product: protein DOWNY MILDEW RESISTANCE 6
Exons: 3
Coding region: 1186-2151 (321 amino acids)
Source: RefSeq, a predicted model, not a curated record
ACGAGCGCUGUCUUAUAAGUCGUAUUCUGCUAGUUAACAAUGUUUUUUUUAUAGUAGUCAUGACAUUUCAGACCAACGAGACAUAGACAUUAUGUGAUAUGUCAUAUAUUCUAGGCGCGGCAGCAAUACGCAACUGCAUCAGGACAGUGGACAGCAAACUAGUAGUAUAUUCCAAACGGAUGCCGACACAGAGAGAAGCCACAGAACACCUCAAACGGACUGUUCAGGAAGCAAAACUGAACUGAAAAAUAUGUUUAGUGACAGUGCAGUAAUGCUCAUGACUCAUCCACGCCAUUCCAAACUAGCAGUGCCGACAGAGAAUGCUCAGAAACUUCACAAAGGUUCCACUGGCACACAGAACUCGAAGCGCUCGUCUGGAGUGGAGAUCACCCAAAAACCGCGUCAGCACAAAAACCGCUCGUCUGGAGAUCACCCACCAUAUAUUGUCCCUAGUCGUCUGACUGCUCUGUGAGGCUGGAGAUCAUCCAUCCGCCAUGCUGUCGUCAUCGUCUGACAUCACCUGUGGCUGCAGAUCAUCCACCAUGCUACCCUCCCUCGCGACGAGCACGCAGCAUGAGAAAACCACCAAAAGCAGCCUUUUUUGGGACCCUGCCACUGCACCAUUUUAUAACUGAAAAAUCUUUCAGCGUUAUGCCCAUAUGAGACCCCCCUGGGCAGCAGCAACAUCAUAGAAACAAGUCGUCUCUCCAGACAAUAUUAUCAGCAUAACCUUGGGCCAUAAGAAGACACCAGUCGUGAGCCGCCACGACGUCAAUGAGAUAUGGAGAACUGAAGAAAAGCGGUGGAGUGAGAGAGGCCUGGAGCCACAGAAUGAAUACGAUACAUGGUGGUCGGCACCAGGGCAGACGCACCCAUGCAGUGCCAGCCCAGCUGCCUUACCCAGGACCAUCUCCUGGACGUUAUGUGCAUAUGCCUUGACGUCUCCUUUUGGAGCAAGCGGAGUCCAGGUGAAGACCAUCAGGUGUAUGUACUGAUGUACACUUCUACACUCUCAUUCCUUUAGUCACAUGCACUGCAACUCUGCAAGAAGCAAAAAAUCGCAUACCUUCGGACAAAUUUCAGGACCCUAUAAGUAGAUUGAGUCACAAAGGUCCCUUCCCAUAUUCUGAUUCUGAAUAGUAGCUGCCUGACUUCUGCUUCCAGUGCUGCCGUUCGUCAGCCAACAUGUCUGACUUGUCAAUGACUGUUGCUCAGGAGCAGCUCGUGCACCUCUCGCCAACGCCGGUGAUCAACCUUGGGCACCUCAACCUUGAUUCUGUGACACGAUCUGGCGUGAUCGAUGAAAUUGCCAAAGCAUGCCGUGAUCUAGGGUACUUCCAGGUUAUAAACCAUGGGAUCAGUCAAUCUGUCAUGGAUUGUGCUGUUGAAGCAGCUUCAGAUUUCUUCAAACUAUCAAGUGAGGCAAAGGAAGAGUUUGCAUCAGAGGACCUCCGCCAGCCUGUUAGAUAUGACACCAGCUCAAAAGAUAGCAUUAGUAUGUCACGGGCAUUCCUAAAGCAUUAUGCCCAUCCACUCAGUGACUGGAUUCAAUAUUGGCCAGAGAAACCAACGAUCUACAGGGAAUACAUGGGAAAGUAUGCUGUUGAAGUAAGGAGUGUGGCUUUGCAACUGAUUGAAGCGAUACUAGAAGGCCUAGGAUUGGGUAAGGAAUACCUGAAUGAGCAAUUUCAGGAGGGCUCACAACUAUUGUCAGUGAACUGCUACCCUAAAGCACCACAAGAUCCCGUGACUAUAGGGCUGGCUCCACACUCUGAUUAUGGAUUUCUUACCAUCUUGCUCACAAGUUGUCAGGGCCUUGAAGUUGUUGACCGCAGCAGCAACAGCUGGAAAACAGUCCAGCAACUUCCGCAUGCAUUGCAUGUCCAUGUAGGUGAUCACAUGGAAGUCCUGAGCAAUGGGCAAAUCAAAACAGCUAUGCACCGUGCUGUUUUGAAUCCUGAAGAAUCAAGGAUUUCUAUAGCAAGCAUUCAAGGUUUUGAACUACAUGAGAAGGUCGCGUGCGCCAAGGAGCUUGUGGAUAAACAAAAUCCCGCAAAAUACAAAGAGAGCAGUUUCAGUGACUUCCUUGACCAUCUCACAGCUAAUAUGGACAACAAGCACAGGAAUUUUCUUGAAAGCCUCAGAAUGUAAGGAUUACAAGCCGUAAUUAGGGUGCAACCUUCACUACAAGUCCAAAAGGUGGUAAGACAUCAUCGUAUGUCUACUACAGUUCAUAUCUGUCUACUUUAGAGUUCAGAUGUCUUCUUUGUUCCUUAGAGUGUACCCAGACUUUUCUCUGUCCCCCUCAACUUUCCCCAAAAGUUCGCUUGUAAUUCUAAGCUUUUAAUAAAAUUCCUGUAACACCGGUUUAGGCCGGCAGGUUUAGGCCGCCGCGUAACACCGGUUGUUCAUUUGUGUAAUAGCAAGCUAGGGUCUUUGUGGUGGGUUGGUCCAGCUACGGCUUGUUGACCUCCGGCGCUCUAACCAAGCGCGUUGUAUGUUCGACAUUUUCUUCUUAAAUGCAAUGAUACGCAAAGCUUUUGCGUAUUCGAGAAAAAAAAAAUCCUGCCAGUUCCGGUCAAAAAAAAAAAAAAA